Molecule: messenger RNA, 5285 nt
Organism: Clarias gariepinus (North African catfish)
Lineage: Eukaryota; Metazoa; Chordata; Actinopteri; Siluriformes; Clariidae
Gene: rps6kc1
Product: ribosomal protein S6 kinase polypeptide 1
Exons: 16
Coding region: 104-3088 (994 amino acids)
Biological process (GO): protein phosphorylation
Cellular component (GO): early endosome
Molecular function (GO): protein kinase activity; phosphatidylinositol binding; ATP binding
Source: RefSeq, a predicted model, not a curated record
UCUUUCUAGCUGUUUUUUCUCCCCCAGUAAUAAUCUUCCUUUCAUUCUCGGCAGGUGACAGGAGGGCGGCUUACUGCAGGCUGGUGGCGAUGCCUUGAUCAGGAUGAUCUCGCAGAGGGAAAGAGGCGAACUGGCUCGAUUUUACACCGUCACGGACCCGAAAAAGCACAAAAAGGGAUACACGGUUUAUAAAGUCACAGCCAGGAUCAUCUCGAGGAAGAAUCCUGAAGACGUACAGGAGAUCACGGUGUGGAAGCGAUACAGCGAUUUUAAGAAGCUGCACAAAGACCUGUGGCAGAUCCACAAAAACCUCUAUAGACAGUCUGAGCUCUUCCCACCGUUCGCCAAGUCCAAAGUCUUUGGCAGGUUUGAUGAUUCUGUGAUUGAGGAGAGGAGGCAGUGUUCAGAAGAUCUUCUACAGUUCAGUGCAAAUAUUCCAGCUCUUUAUGCUAGCCAGUACAUACAGGACUUCUUUAAGGACGGAGAGGUGCAGGACGGUUCUGAGCUAAUCGGGCCAGCAGAACCUUUUUCAGACUUCUUAGCCGACAGCCAGUCAGACAGCAGCUCUGAAGUUCAUAAGAGCAUUGGCGGCGUGGAUGAUUCGACCCUUACCAGUCAGUCCGAGUAUGGAGGUCCAUCCAGUGACAGUGAUCUGAUUUCUCUGCUGGUGGAUGGAGACUCCCUGCCCGAUUUGGAAGAUGGAAUGGGCUCAACCUGCGGUUCACCAAACCAGCGGGCGGGAGGCAGUGGACGUUCCGCGUCCCCAAGUCGGACAGAGGUAGACACGAGGCGGGCCAUCAGGGCGACGAUUUUCUCCUCCAGUCACCCGAAGACUGAUUACCUGGAAAAAGCUAGUGAGCAGAUCAGCCUUGCUUUGCAGAAAGAGGUGGAGCAAGACUACGCUUCUGCCUUCUUCUGCUACCGCAGUGGAGUAGAUUUACUGUUGCAGGGAGUCCAAGGCGAAGCGAGUCCGCGUAAGAGGGAAGCCGUGAAAAAGAAGACAGCCGAGUAUCUGAUGCGCGCCGAGCUCAUCGCUAACACGUACCUGAGAGACAGCAUGGGACAGAACUCCACUCAGAACCGGACGCUGGCUGCUCAGUGCUGUAAGGGGUCGUGGGGUCAGCAGAGCCAGGCUGAUGAAUUGCACAACUUCAGAGUGCUGGGGGUCAUCGACAAGGUGCUCCUGGUCAUGGAUAAGAGGACGCAGGAGAUGUUUGUCCUUAAGGGAUUACGGAAGAGCAGCGAGUGUGGCCGUGUGAAGAAGACGGUCAUCCCCCGCUCCGUGCCCAACAUGGUCCGGCUCAGGAAGUUCAUCGUUUCCGAGGACUCCGUUUUCCUGCUGCUGCAGUAUGCCGAGGGUGGUAAAUUAUGGUCGCACAUCAACAAGUACCUGCAUGAAGGUAGUCAAGAAGACAGCUUUGACAUCCCCUUUAUCCAGAAGUCCCACACGACAACAGUUCACUGCCCCGAUGCCUUGAUCAGCUCAGAGAGCAGCGGUUCACGGCCCAGCGUGGAGCUCAGGGAAGACCAGGAGGAAGACGAGUCCCAGCCGAUUCUAUCAAUCCAGAGCGAGAGCAGCUCCCAAGCCCCUCUGUCUGGCUCUCCAGAUGAAGAAGAGUGCACCAGCAGCUACCUGACCCUGUGCCAUGAGUAUGAGCAGGACAAAGUGGAGCCUGAGGAUCUGGGUGAGGAAGAAGAAGGUGCAAAAGAGGCAGAGGAAGAUUCUGCUGAUCUCGAAGGCAACGGUUCUGGUGCUGAGGCAUUGCCGAGGUCGUAUCGAGGCUCGGUAAUAAGCAGCGAUAGUUUGAGCUCUCCUGGUGGCGGGCAUGAGCUGCGCUUCUUUACCGAAGAAGUUGACGACCAUGUUGACCCGCCCACUCUUAAUUCUUUGGACCAGAUGAAACGUUCACCCAUGGAGCUGUUUCGGAUCGACAGCAAGGACAGCGCUGAUGCUUCCAGAACGCUGUUCUCCACCUCAGACGUGGGCUCUGAAGUCACAGAGGAUCCUUUGGAGAUUGGUGAGGUAGUGGAGGUUAAAGGUCACCUCUCUGAUCUGUGGCGGUUUGACAGUGAUCAGGGAUCUAAUGAAUCCGUGCCUGUGAUUUCUUUCAAAGAAGCCAUGGCAGGGGAUUUAAACACGUCCUGUAUUGACGAAGGACAACCUCCGGACCUUUUGGUCAACCUUCCUGGGGUCACAGGGGUAACAGGCGAUGAUCUGGAAGAGGAGCUUGAGGCGGCGGGUGUGGCUUUUGCUGUAGAAGCCAAGCCCUCACCUCAGUUUGGCAAACCAGAUGUACUCCAGCUUGGGGAGGAGGCAGGCGUAGAACUAUCUGUUGAGGAGCGUGUCUCAGUUUUACGUAGCCAAUCAACUCCAGAAGCAUCUGAACGGAAAGGCCACACCUUUUCCAUCGACAGCAAGACAGAAUCUCAGACACAUUCUCUUCCCUUUGAUUUUCUUACUUUCAGGACUGAAACUGACCCCACUCCGACAGCACCCUCUGCAGGGUUAGAGGUUACGGAAAAGAAGAAAGGCAGGAGCGUUUCGGAGAUAUUCCGAGAGCUGGACGAGUUGGCCGAGGUGGCACUGCACACACACCUGCCUGAGGCUCUAGUAAGGAGCUGGGGGGUGGACAUGCUGCUCGCCCUUGACGCUCUGCAUCAAGAGGGAAUCAUCUGUAGAGACCUUAACCCCAACAACAUAUUGCUGGAUUACAGAGGUCAUGUCGAGUUGACUUACUUCUGUAGCUGGUCCGAAGUGGAGGAGUCUUGCGAUCCUGCUGCCAUCGCCAAGAUGUACUGUGCACCAGAAGUGGGCGGGAUUUCGGAGGAGACGGCAGCGUGUGAUUGGUGGAGUCUUGGAGCGCUUCUCUUUGAGCUUCUAACAGGAAAGUCUCUUCAGCAGUGCCACCCCGCUGGUAUCAGCAGACACACGUCACUGAACAUUCCAGACUUCGUGUCAGAGGAGGCCAGGUCUCUGCUGGAACAGUUGCUGCAGUAUAACCCUGUAGAGAGACUGGGUGCAGGUGUAGGAGGGGUGGAGGACAUCAAAUCACAUCCCUUCUUUGCUCAUGUGACCUGGCCCAACUGAACUGAACUGGUCAGAGGUGAAGUCACCAGUAUGACUGACUGAACUCAAAGCGGUAUUGCUGCAAAACUCUUCCUGUGUUGCGUGUGUUAGCAUAAGAGGAAGAAACCGAAUCGUCUUUCUGCACUGAAGACUCAGCACACACCAAUAUUCAGGAUACUUUCCCAUCAUGCACUACAGGUCCCUCACAUCACUAUUACCAUCACGAUUAAUUACAGUGCUCUCCUUUUACCUUCAUCACAGUAGUGUCAGAUCAUGAUGAUAAAAUUUCAUAUGGUUGUGCCAUUAAAGAAAAGGUUGGACGAUGUAGAAAAUUAAAACCUGUUUGUUUGGAGCUAUGAAGGCUAAUGUUGCUAACAACUAAUGGAAGCUUAUAGUUAGCAGUUUAGCAUCGGGGUACUGCUUAAAUCAAAACCAGAAAAGCAAUAUCACGUGGGAAAAAAAUAAAAUAAAACGUUUAACAAAAUACCAGAAUAGGUGCAUAUUUACAAAACAAGUUCUUUAUUGUUAACCUUUACACCACACCCUCUGCUAAACUUUAUUUUGCCACUUUGUUCUGUUAGUUGUUCAACAGGGAUUCAGUACUUUAUAAUAGUACAUAUUUAUUUUUUAUACACAACAGCUGCUUGAAUUUCUAACACCUAAUGUAACUUUACCUGUCCACUAAUUUCAGUUUGUUUUUUUAAGUUAGGAAGUUAGCGAGCUAGCAUGUUAGGGUGUGACAAACAGUUGCAAGUCAUUAUGUCACUGAAAGAUCAGUGUCUAAACCAAGAAGAUAAGUGUAGGUGAGUGGAAUUUCAUUCAUCAUAUAGCAUAGCGGUAUGUAAACAACACGUGACUAGCUAUAGGCUUUUCUUACUUGGUAUCUACAUUAGCCACAUAGCUUUAGUGAAAAACUAAAGAAGAAAAGAAUUAAGCGGAAAUUUAAAUUUUUUUGAGGUAAAAAAUUUAAGUUUUCCAAAAGUAGGAUCUUUAGUUAAAGUAGGAAGUAAUGUAUGGCUGUAGUUUUUCCUGGUCAAAAACGUUAGUUUUUAUCUUACAGGUUCACUUUGUGUGUUUUACAAAAAAAAAAAAAAAAGCAUAGAAAAAAAAUUCAAAGAUCAACUCAAGAGUCCGACUUGCUCCAGGAAACACCUUGUGCAAUAUUACAUUAAACAUCACUUAAUUAGAUCAUAGCCAAUUUUAGUUAGUAUUUUAUUAUUAAUAUUACAUUUAAAUGUGCUAAUUUUUUCCUGCACUUGAACUAGGUCAAAUUGUGAACAAGUCCUAAAUUUGGUGUAAUUAUGUGAAUUAGAUGAUGAAUAUUGAAGACCGUGCAGUUAUCAUGCUCUCAUGACCCUUAUUAGCUUCCAAUUUGCACUUGUAGUAGGAAAGAGGACUCAAGGGGUCCAAAAUUUGAAUAAAAUUCUUAAAAUAGUUGAAGCAUUCAGUUCCAAAGAUCACUGGACCACCCACCCCCCCAAAAAAAACAGGAAUUCAACAAGUCUGCAUGGACGCGAAACCCAAUAUGGACAUAAUGGUACAGUAUGUGUUAGAAUACAACAGGGUCUUAAAUUCUGAGUCAUACAUUAAACCCACAACUAAGGCACAACUUUUUUUUAUUUAUUCUUUAAUUAUUAAAUUAUUGUGCAGGUUAAAGAGAUUUUAGUGUACAUUCUUACACCUAUACAUAAAAUGUAUGUAUUUAUGUAUGAACAUAUGUAACAUGCUUUUAAAAGGUAAGGUAACUAAAUGUUUCUAAAUUUAACAGCUACAAAAAAAGAGCCUUAAAUACAAAUGUCAAAGUGUUGUCAACGUUAUUGCUAUCUUUUAAUACACACACUGACAAAAGUCUUGUCCUAUCCAGGUUGUAGGAUCAACAAAUAAUAACUUGACUUCUAGUUGAUCAUUUCACUAGUUCAUUUGGAAUCAGAAGUGACAAUAAUACUGUAUAUUGCACAUCAUGUACAUGUCACAAAGUUAAUUUACUUUUCUUAAUUAACUGACUCAGACUUUGGGAUCCUGGUGUAGAUCAGUGUUUUAUGGUUUACAGUUGUAACAAUGUAUGUGUGUAUAUAUUUACGAGUAUAUGUUUACUUGAGUUUGCUCAAAGAAAAGUGUAAAUGUUUCAUGUGAAUAUAAAAGGAAAAAAUUUGGAAUGCUGUGAAAUAAACAAAAUAAUUCCUGAUACUUAGGCAUUAAUAAAUUAAUGUUGACUCAA